CCUCCAGCUGUAUCGUCUUCUUCACCAAACUUGUUUUCAAGCUUUUACCGAGCAAACUUUUUACAGAGCAAAAUUCUAGCCUCUUAGGUCGUCUCUUUCACUGUAUCUUCUUUCUUUCCUCAAGAUUGGAAGAGUAAGCCAUCCAAGCCCGGAAACAAACUCUCCAUAUCAUUGCUUCUCUCUGGUCUCUGCCAUCCGAACUCAACAAUCUUGUAUUCUUGGUUUAUCUGAAACAUGAAGCAGAAAAAAUGAGAUAAAAAUACUAUAAUAUUGAAGUUUCUUCCAGAAUUGAAGUCCAUCAGUGUUACGUAAAAUGGAGAAUAAAACAAUGAAAGAUUCUGAAUCGAUCAAUUCAAAUCGGAGGGGUAACAGUAGCCAGAAGAGGGAAAGGGGCUUGCAGAUUGAAGGAUACUCAAUAGAAGGGUUAUCAAUAGCAGGUCAUGAGACGUGCAUAAUAGUUCCCUCACUUAACUUAGCCUUUGAUAUUGGCAAGUGCCCUCAGCGUGCCAUCUCCCAGCAAUUCCUUUUCAUCUCUCAUGGCCACAUGGACCACAUAGGAGGACUACCUAUGUAUGUUGCAACUCGUUCCCUUUACAGAAUGCAACCUCCUACUAUUAUUGUACCAAAAGUUAUCAAAGAAAGUGUCGAGAAGCUUUUUGAAGCUCACCGAUCUAUGGAUCACUCAGAAUUGAACCAUACUUUGAUUGGUUUGGACGUGGGAGAAGAAUUCUACUUGAGGAAGGAUCUUAAAGUUAGAGCAUUUAAGACUUAUCAUGUCAUUCCUAGCCAGGGUUAUAUAGUAUAUUCAGUGAAGCAGAAGCUUAAGCAAGAAUAUGUUGGCCUUCUAGGAGAUGAGAUUAAGAAGUUAAAGUUAUCAGGUGUGGAGAUCACAUACACUACAACAGCACCGGAAAUUGCAUUUACAGGAGAUACUAUGUCAGACUUCAUUAAGGAUUCCGAAAAUGUUGAUGUUUUGAGGGCAAAAAUCCUCAUAAUGGAGCUAUUUUUAUCUCCCUUGAAAGAAACUAUUUUCAUGAGCACUUAUGUGGAGGACAAAACAACAGCUGAUAACGCAAGAGAAUAUGGACAUACUCAUCUGUCUGAGAUUAUUGAUUUGGCAGACAGAUUUCAGAACAAAGCAAUCCUUUUAAUCCACUUUUCGGCCCGCUAUCAGUUGGAUGUAAUUCAGGAGGCUAUUUCUGCAAUACCUCCGCCUUUGGCAGGAAGAGUUUUUGCACUGACAGAAGGUUUUUGAUGCAAAGGCCAAAUCCACGCAUCAGCUACUUUAGAAUCGCUCCCGUAUUCUUUGGGCAGUUCCUUUUUCUUUUUCACUCUUAUCAUUUGGUUGAUUGCGUGAAGAGCACUAAUUGCAAAGGAAAAUUUUGCUAUGAAAGUUAUCUAGAUAUAGUUUAAAAUUGAGCCUGAUCCAGCUCAAUCUUAUCUUUAUAAUGCCCCUUCAGGGACAUCCAAUAGAAUUGGGGGAAAAUUUCUGAUUUGAAUUUAACCGUAUUUGGUGAAAUUGAAUAUUUUCCUUUCAGUA
This is a messenger RNA of Lycium ferocissimum, 1540 nucleotides long. RefSeq names its product nuclear ribonuclease Z. Bases 314 to 1255 code for a protein of 313 amino acids. The record is from RefSeq and is a predicted model, not a curated record. The transcript has 9 exons. NCBI's taxonomy places the organism in Eukaryota, Viridiplantae, Streptophyta, Magnoliopsida, Solanales, Solanaceae.